Molecule: messenger RNA, 4932 nt
Organism: Propithecus coquereli (Coquerel's sifaka)
Lineage: Eukaryota; Metazoa; Chordata; Mammalia; Primates; Indriidae
Gene: ITGAL
Product: integrin, alpha L (antigen CD11A (p180), lymphocyte function-associated antigen 1; alpha polypeptide)
Exons: 31
Coding region: 165-3680 (1171 amino acids)
Biological process (GO): cell-matrix adhesion; cell adhesion mediated by integrin; cell-cell adhesion
Cellular component (GO): integrin complex; external side of plasma membrane
Molecular function (GO): integrin binding
Source: RefSeq, a predicted model, not a curated record
CCCCCCACCCAGUGUCACCAGCCUGGCGCCUCUGUGAGAAAGUUCCACUGCAGGAGGCCCCAAGGCAUCAUCAUUUCCCUCUUUCACCCUGUCUGGGUUGCCAGCAAAUCCCAAGGGCCAGCUGAGACUGAGCCUGGUCCUCAGGUCCCCCCGGCGCUGGGAAGAUGAAUUCCUGCAUCAUCCUGAACACACUGCUGCUGUAUGGGACUGUUCUUUCCGCGCCCGCCUGGAGCUACAACCUGGACGUGCGGCAUGUGCAGAGCUUCUCCUUCGCGCCAGCCGGGAGGCACUUUGGGUACCGCGUCCUGCAGGUCGGAAACGGGGUUGUCGUGGGAGCUCCAGGUGAGGGGAACAGCACAGGAAACCUCUAUGAGUGCCAGUCAGGCACUGGACACUGCCUACCAGUCAGCCCGAGUGGUUCCAACUAUACCUCCAAGUACUUGGGAAUGACCUUGGCAACAGACCCCACAGGUGGAAGCAUUUUGGCCUGCGACCCUGGGCUGUCUCGGACAUGUGACCAGAACACCUACCUGAGUGGCUUGUGUUACCUUUUCCACCAGAAUCUACAGGAUCCUGUGCUGCAAGGGCGCCCUGGUUAUCAGGAAUGUAUAAAGGGCAAUGUAGACCUUGUAUUUCUGUUUGAUGGCUCGGGGAGCUUGCGGACAGAUGAAUUCCAGAAAAUCCUGGACUUCAUGAAGGAUGUGAUGAGGAAACUCAGCAAUACUUCCUACCAGUUUGCUGCAGUUCAGUUUUCCUCGACCUACGAAACGGAGUUUAAUUUCUUAGAUUAUGUUAAAACGAAGGACCCUGAUGUUCUGCUAGCCAACGUAAAACACAUGCUCCUGUUGACCAACACCUUUGGUGCCAUCAACUAUGUUGCGACACAGGUGUUCCGGCAAGAGCUGGGGGCCCGGCCAGAUGCCACCAAAGUGCUCAUCAUCAUCACUGAUGGGGAGGCCACUGACAGUGGCAACAUUGACGCAGCCAAAGACAUCAUCCGCUACGUCAUCGGGAUUGGGAGGCAUUUUAGGACCAAGGAAAGUCAGGAGACACUCCACAAAUUUGCCUCCAAACCCAUAGAAGAGUUUGUAAAGAUUCUGGACACAUUUGAGAAGCUUAAAGAUCUAUUCACUGAGCUACAGAAGAAGAUCUAUGUCAUUGAAGGCACAAGCAAACAGGAUCUGACCUCUUUCAACAUGGAGCUGUCCUCCAGUGGGAUCAGCGCCGACCUCAGCAGGGGCCGUGCAGUCGUGGGGGCAGUUGGAGCCAAGGACUGGGCUGGGGGCUUCCUAGACCUGAAGGCAGACCUGCAGGGUGACACAUUUGUUGGGAACCAACCAUUGACACCAGAAGUGAGAGCGGGAUAUUUGGGUUACACGGUGACCUGGCUGCCCUCCCAGGGGAACACACGGCUGCUGGCAGCAGGAGCCCCCCGAUAUCAGCAUGUGGGUCGAGUGCUGCUGUUCCAAGAGCCAAAGGACAGCGGUCAGUGGCGCCAGGUCCAGAAAAUAGACGGGAUCCAGGUUGGCUCUUAUUUCGGUGGGGAGCUGUGUGGUGUGGACGUGGACCAGGAUGGGGAGGUGGAGCUGCUGCUGGUUGGAGCCCCGCUGUUCUACGGGGAGCAGAGAGGGGGCCGGGUUUUCGUCUACCAAAGAAGACAGCUGGGGUUCGAAGAGGUCUCAGAACUGCAAGGGGAUCACGGCUACCCCCUGGGGCGGUUUGGAGCAGCCAUCGCUGCCCUGACAGACAUCAAUGGGGACAGGCUGACGGAUGUGGCUGUAGGAGCCCCCCUGGAGGAGCAGGGGGCUGUGUACAUCUUCAACGGGCGGCAGGGUGGGCUCAGCCCCCGGCCAAGCCAGCGGAUAGAAGGGACCCGGCUGUCCUCAGGAAUUCGGUGGUUUGGACGCUCCAUCCACGGGGUGAAGGACCUUGGAGAGGAUGGCCUGGCAGAUGUGGCUGUGGGGGCUGAGGGCCAAGUGGUUGUGCUGAGCUCCCGGCCCGUGGUGGAUGUGGUCACUCGGAUGUCCUUCUCCCCGGCUGAGAUCCCAGUGCAUGAAGUGGACUGCUCCUAUUCAGCCAGUGACAGGAAGAAGGAAGGAGUUAACAUCACACUCUGUUUCCAGGUCAAGCCUCUCACCCCUCAGUUCCAAGGUCGUCUGGUUGCCAAUCUCACUUACACUCUGCAGUUGGAUGGCCAUCGGACCAGAAGCCGGGGGUUGUUCCCAGGAGGGAGACAUGAACUCAGUGGGAACAAAGCUGUCAGCUCAGACGAGUCCUGCUCUGAUCUCUGGUUUCACUUCCCGGUGUGCGUUCAGGACCUCAUCUCCCCCAUCAAUGUCUCCCUGAAUUUCUCUCUUUGGGAGGAAGAAGGGACACCGAGGGACGAAAGGGCGCAGGCCAAGGACAUACAGCCCAUCCUGAGACCCUCACCACACUCAGAGACCAGGGAGAUCCCUUUUGAGAAGAACUGUGGGGAGGACAAGAAGUGUGAGGCCAACCUGCAGCUGUCCUUCUCCCCUGCGAGAUCCAGAGCCCUGCGUCUGACCCCCUCUGCCAGCCUCUCUGUGGAGCUGGCGCUGAGCAACUUGGCAGAAGAUGCUUACUGGGUGCAGCUAAGCAUGACCUUCCCCCGGGGACUCUCCUUCCGCAAAGUGGAGGUGCUCAAGCCCCACAGCCAGAUGCCUGUCAGCUGCGAGGAGCUUCCUGAGGAGUCCAAGAUUCUGCCCAAGACCCUCUCUUGCAAUGUGAGCUCCCCCAUCUUUAAAGCAGGCACCUCGGUCGUUGUCCAGGUGAUGUUUAGUACGCUGCUGAACAGCUCCUGGGAGGACUUUGUCGAGCUGAACGCCAAUGUGAAGUGUGACAAUGAAGACUCAGGCCUCCUGAAGGACAACUCGGCCACUACCAGCAACCCAGUCCUGUACCCUGUCAACGUCCUCAUCGAGGACCACAAAAACUCCACACUCUAUAUCAGUUUCACCCGCAAAGGUCCCAAGAUCCAGCAAGUCAAGCACAUCUACCAGGUGAGGAUCCAGCCUUCCAUCUACGACCACAACAUGCCCGCCCUGGAGGCCGUGGUUGGGGUGCCACAGCCUCCCAGCAAGGGGCCCGUCACGCACACGUGGAGCGUGCAGAUGGAGCCCCCUGUCCACUGCCAUCAUGAGGACCUGAAGAGGCUGCCUGGUUCAGCUGAGCCUUGUCUCUCUGGAGCCAAGUUCCGCUGCCCAGUUGUCUUCAAGCAAGAGAUCGUCAUCCAAGUGAUCGGGACCGUGGAGCUGGUGGGGGAGAUUGAGGCCUCCUCCAUGCUCAGCCUCUGCAGCUCCCUCUCCAUCUCCUUCAACAGCAGCAAGCACUUCCACCUCUAUGGCAGCAACGCCUCCCUGGCCCAGGUCACCAUGAAGGUUGACAUCAUGUAUGAGAAGGACAUGCUCUAUCUCUACGUGCUGAGCGGCGUUGGGGGGCUGCUGUUGCUGCUGCUGAUUUUCAUAGUGCUGUACAAGGUUGGCUUCUUCAAGCGGAACCUGAAGGAAAAGAUGGAAGCUGACAUAGGCGUCCCAAAUGGAAUCCCUGGAGAAGAUACUGGGAAGCUGGCAUCCAGGGAAGAGACUGUGGAUCCGGGCUGCCUGGAGCCCCUGCAUGGGGAGGAGGCCCAGGAUGGAGGUGGCAAGGAUGGCAAGGACUGAGGCCCAGGGCUGGACUCAGGACGCCUGGGGCCUGUCUGCCUCAACCUGCAUUUCACUGUGUCCGAGGGCAAGUCACUGCGUGCCCCUCCCUAGGCCUCAAUUUCCCUAUCUUGAACAUGGAGCUCAUUCCUGCCUGCCCCCUUUGCAGGCUCAAGUGGAAUCUGCUGAGGGAUGGGCCAGGAAGGCUACAGAGGUGAGGCCGUGUAAUUAUCAAAUGGUCCCGGUCCCACCAGCCUCUCUUAGUUCCCUCCCCUGGAAGAGAACGUCUGAUCUAAUUUUGGAGAAACCAUAAUCUCUGGACCUAGUGACACUCCCAGCCCUCACACCUGCCCUUAAAUGUUCACAGAUGCCUCAGACUCCCGGAACCUGUCCCUGCAUUCUCUCCUGCCGGGGGUGCAAUCAGAAUGCCAUUCUGCUGCCAGAGAGCAAAUGUGAUCGGUGUCACUACACGACUGCUACCAACGCCUUGCUCUCUGGCCAAAGACCAAAUUCCUUAAUAGGCUUUCCAAGGCCCUGCAAAACUAGGCCCCGUGACCUUCCCAGCCUCUUCUAGAGACAUCCCACCUCCCUCUCUCAGCUCCAGUGACACCAGCCUUUCUCUGGAACCUUCCUCCGGCUCUCCUAGCUCACCCUCACUCAGCCCAGCUCACGUGUCAUUUCCUCAGGGCAGCCCCUGACCCCGACUCAGCCGGGCUCCCACACUGUUCACACGUACACCAGCCUGCACCUGUCCUUCACGACACAGGUCACGUUUGCUCUGUUUAAUGAUUUACGCACUUGAUAUCUGUCCAUCUGACAGCGAACUCCUUGAGGGUAGGGAUCAUACCUCCUUGUUCACCGUGGGAUCCCUGGUGAUAUCAAAGGGCAGGGCACAUAGUCGGUGCUUGACACAAUCUCGUUGAAUUAAUGAUGGAGCCUGUGGAAGACAGAAAAGGUUUAGAUGGCCCCAUGGCGUCCCCAUCCUUCAGGGCUCAGUCCUCUCAGACUCCACCCCACCCUGGCUCCACAGCCUCCCACAGGACUUGUCACACCUGUGCAGGGGCCCCCACUGGAGACUGUGACUCAAAGUGGGGACCAUGUCUGUUCCCCUGGAGCCCCAGCGCCAAGCACGGUACCUGCACACAUUUAACCAAUGAAUGAGAAACUCUGUCCAGUUUUGUGAUGCGUUUGCGCUGGCGCAACAUUCCAGCCUGGUUCAAUUUUAUGAGCGUUUCCCUCUCAGCCUUUUCAGUAAAUGGCACCAGAACAGUCA